Brassicogethes aeneus is the source of this 1667-nucleotide messenger RNA. Lineage: Eukaryota; Metazoa; Arthropoda; Insecta; Coleoptera; Nitidulidae. The record is from the annotation of a GenBank genome assembly.
AAGCAUUGUAAUUAAUACUCUCGUAACAAUAUUUACAUUGAAUCUUCAAAAUUUGUUAAGAAUUAUGGAGACGCUUACCAAAAAAGAAACCAUCGCCUUGCGUGACAAAUUUAUUGGUAAAUCCUGUCAGUUAUUUUUCCGUAAGGAUCCUCUAAAAAUCGUAUCAGCUAAAGGACAAUAUAUGUUUGAUGAAAGGGGUGAUGCUUAUUUGGAUUGUAUUAACAAUGUUGCUCAUGUUGGCCACUGCCACCCUGCAGUGGUAAAGGCGGGUUGCGAGCAAAUGUCAACCCUUAACACUAACAAUAGAUUUUUGCACGACAACAUCGUUCUUUGUGCUCAAAGACUAGUCAGCACUUUACCCGAAGAACUUGAAGUUUGCUUUUUCGUAAACUCUGGCUCGGAAGCCAACGAUUUGGCUUUAAGAUUGGCUCAAAUUCACACUGGAAACAGACACGUCAUCGCCCUUGAGCAUGCCUACCACGGCCACUUGACUUCUUUGAUUGAUAUUUCGCACUAUAAGUUUAACCUUCCUGGAGGACCAGCUCAAAGGGAAUACGUCCAUGUGGCUAGUUGCCCAGAUUCUUACCGUGGCAAAUUUAAUGAUGCCAAAGACGAAAAAUCCAAAAUUGGAGAACUAUAUGCUAACGAAAUUAAAGAUAUUUGUGAUAAUGUUAAAACCAAAUUUGGAGAAGGAAUGUGUGCUUACAUAGCUGAAAGUAUGUUGAGCUGCGGAGGACAAGUAAUUCCACCACCAAAUUACUUUGAAAAUGUUUAUAGGCAUGUCAGAGCUGCUGGUGGAGUCUGCAUUGCCGAUGAAGUGCAAGUAGGUUUCGGACGUAUCGGUAAACAUUGGUGGGCCUUCCAGCAAUACGAUGUGGUUCCAGAUAUCGUAACUAUGGGUAAACCCAUGGGUAAUGGUCAUCCUGUAGCCGCCGUAAUUACCACCAGAGCCGUGGCUAAUAGCUUUUUGAAUACAGGAGUGGAAUAUUUUAAUACGUAUGGUGGUAACCCAGUUUCUUGCGCAAUUGCAAAUGCAGUAUUUGACACAAUUGAAAAAGAAAAUCUAAGAGAACAUGCUUUGGUCGUUGGAGAAUAUUUAUUGGACAGUUGUCAAAUGUUGAAGAAAAAACACGUUUGUAUUGGAGACGUACGUGGAGUCGGACUUUUUGUGGGAAUUGAAAUUGUUAAAGAUAGAAAUACCAGAGAAGCAGAUUAUGAAACUGCCACAUACAUUGUUUCAAGAAUGAAAGAGGAACAUAUUUUACUUAGCGUAGACGGUCCUGACUGUAACGUCAUCAAGCUAAAACCACCAAUGGUAUUUUCCAAGGAGAAUGUGGAAGACGUGGUGACAACCCUUGACAGAAUUCUAAAAGAAGUCCGUCACAACAAGGAAGAAAGUUUUCAUCAAAAUCGUGCCACCAGGCCUAUUGGUGCCUCUACCGAGGUUAUCAAGGAAACACCCAAUAGAAAGCCAGGGUUGGAUGCAAGGAUUAAGUCUAUUUAAGAGGAGAGCUUCUUUAUUUAUUUUCAUAUUUCGUAUAAAAUUAUUUAACUAUUAUACCAUUUUUACAUUUUUCAUUAUAUAAAACCAAUGUUUUAAUUGGAUAUAUUUAGGAUUUAUUUUUUAUAUUAAGUUGUACACUUACAUGAAUAUAUUUUUCGUAUCU